AUGACCCGCCAGAAGAACGACAUCGCCAACGGCGUCCGCCUCGAAAACGCAAGUUGGCGCACGUGGUGGAAGCAGCGCAAUGGUCUGGGCACCGUCUCCCCUGAAACGUUGAACUGGUCAGUGUUCCAGAUUCCCCUGCCCUCUGCCUCGCCCCGUCCUAUACAAUCCUAA
Messenger RNA from Coniophora puteana RWD-64-598 SS2, 171 nucleotides. RefSeq lists its product as uncharacterized. The transcript has a single exon. The record is from RefSeq and is a predicted model, not a curated record. Bases 1 to 171 code for a protein of 56 amino acids. NCBI's taxonomy places the organism in Eukaryota, Fungi, Basidiomycota, Agaricomycetes, Boletales, Coniophoraceae. Gene Ontology annotation, biological process: protein catabolic process in the vacuole; cellular response to glucose starvation.